Messenger RNA from Haemonchus placei, 1860 nucleotides. The record is from the annotation of a GenBank genome assembly. NCBI's taxonomy places the organism in Eukaryota, Metazoa, Nematoda, Chromadorea, Rhabditida, Trichostrongylidae.
AUGCCAACAUCAGCAAAGCGAAAACAGUGUUGGAAAUGGGAAAGCUGUGAUACCAAAUAUCAUGAUCGAAUCCAAAGAUCAAGAGAAUAUAUGCGUGUAACAUUGCUACUUCUAUGGGUGACUAUCGCUUACGCCCAGAAAAAUGCUACGGACACUACAAGGAAAAAAGCAGCAGCAAACAAUGAUGUAGUCGUGAGCAUAGUGAAAAUUAGUCGAGAUUCGCCUCGUCCACUUGUUGCCUACAAUCAAGGUUCGCUCGCACCACCUUUCCCAGCUAUUGCAAAGAUACGUUCCAAAACGAAGCCGACAUCAUCAGAUCAAAUCAUCUCGGAUGUGGGAAGUGAAGCAAUAAGUGGACUAAACGAGGAUCUUCACAAGCUGGUCAACUCAUUGGAGCAUGCUAAAAGCAGUAAAGGAGUUUUUUUGCUUGCAGGAGCAUUCUUCAGAAAGGCUACUCGAACCGGUAGUUCAUACAGUACUAACCCAUUUCAAGUAGAAUACACAGGAGAACCUUACCUCAGCGGCUACAGAGGGAUACCAGAAGGUCAGGAAGCAUCCUCAGGUGGGCCGAACUAUAUGGGAGCACUGACAAAAUCAAAUAAAGCUGGAAAACAUACGUUCGGGAGCUAUGGGAGCAUUGACAGUGAGAAGGCGCAAAUGUGGCAGUCGAGAUCAAUGGGCUCCAAUGUCGCUGGAUACGAUAGAUCAGGUUCCUAUGCCAACAAUGUGGAUUACAAUGGUGGAUAUUCAAUGCCUUCUACCGUAUAUAUCAGCCCAGAAUCAACUUACAGUACUCGAUCGAAUCCGUACAGUGCCAGUUACCAAGAAGGGUCUGACAACAACAAUUACGGUAAUGGCAAUCGAUACGGUAGCAGUGACUAUUCAAAUUAUGGCAGUCAAAUGAGUGGUGGCAUUAACACGCAAUCGAACAGCCAAGGGUACGAUUAUCAGCGCUACAGUAGCCUUCCUACGCAGGGUUACGAUAACACUGUCUGGCUACCGUAUGGCACAACUCGGCAAUCGUCAUGGCCACAACAGAGUUACCAGAACGUUGAUGAUGGAUAUAGUCAGAAUUCAGGUUACGGUAACAUGGAAGUGGAAAAAAUGCCUGAUUCUGGCUACAUGGAUUACCAGUACCCGAGCUCAUCUUACAGUACACCUACCGUUAGCCCUGGAUACACUGGCGAUUUAUACAACUCGGGUAAUGGUGCAAGUUAUGGUCAAGUUAAUCAACAAAAUUACAAUUAUGGUAGCUACAUGAGUUCAGGGACCACCAAUUCAGGAUCCAGUAGCCAAUUCCCGUCAUUUAUAGAAACGACCUAUGGAAUGCCCUCAACAGGUGGCUCAACUUAUGAUAACGGUAAUGAUUAUGUCCAACAGGGGAAUUACGGUAAUGAUUAUGUCCAGCAGGGCAACUACGGUAAUAGCAAUGCCUGGAACCAAUACAGUACUUCGGAUACAGGCAGCUAUCAGAGCACCUACCAACCUUCUUGGAACUAUGGGAGUCCGAAUGUUCAAAGUUCGGGAGGAAAUGGUGAUUACGAUUACUACAAACCCACUCAAGGUUACGGUACUGGGCAAAGCUACGGUAACGCCGGCUACCAAAGCGAUACUUACAAUCCAGGGCAAACAAUGGGCGACUAUGGUAAUUCUUAUUCUGGGAAUUACGGGGGCGGCUACCAAAACAACGCUCAACAAGGCCAGUACAUGAAUUACGGUGGUGGACCUCAAGUGGAAUUCACCAUGAAUGUGGGAUACGGUAGUAGCAGGACUUCUGGUGUGACUACAAAGCCAUCAUUAACUAAUAACAUCGUAUCAAGUGGCCUUGAUGAAGAUGGCUACAGAACUGUGGCCAAGUAA